Molecule: messenger RNA, 256 nt
Organism: Ilex paraguariensis (yerba mate)
Lineage: Eukaryota; Viridiplantae; Streptophyta; Magnoliopsida; Aquifoliales; Aquifoliaceae
Source: the annotation of a GenBank genome assembly
AUGGAUCUAGAGGUUGUGGACGCCACGCUCUCCUCUUCGACGAUGACUCGACGGCGGCGUUCGUCAACUCCGGCGACGCUCUGGUCGAGUGGAACUCGCUCCAAAUCGACCGCUACGACGUCCGACACCUCCUCUCCUCCCCUCUGCCGCCCAGGCGGCGCCGGAACCCCCACAGCCUUCUCCUCGGAGUCUUCACUUGAAACCGAGCUCGAUCACGAACGAUACCUCGAUCUACCACAACCAUCCGAUGAACAAG